GUUGAACUUUUCCCCUUUUAUCAUUUCUUCAUUUCAACUGCGUCUUCAAAGGCGCUUGAUGGCUGCGCUCUCUGAUACAACAUGGACAGACCGUCUAAACUCUAACAAGAUGUACAAGGGCGCCACGACAAAAAUCCAGAUCCCUCACCGAAAUGUGCGGAACAAUAUUGGCGGGCGGCCAGACAAAGGGGGAAGGGCCUCCGACGCGCCACUCGUGGAGAAAGAUGCUACGCGAGAUAAUGAAAUCAGGAGGGUUCCAGCAGAGAAUCCUAUGACUCCUGAAUCUCCCGCUAGUACACAUCAGCUUAGGCAGAACAAGCGACCAUCGUUUGUGGAGCAAUUUUAUUCUCUAUACAAUGCCGGGCCUGGUGAAGAUCGAAAUGAGUGGCUCACCAAGCUGCGUAAUUUGUUCCUUGGGAUGACGCCCGAGCGGCAAGAGGAGCUAGUCCAGAGUCAUUCCACGGAAACGAAAUGGAUUCAAACAUGGUGUGGGAUGGUAUUUCUGAGCAUCAGAAAGGCGCCGAAACGAGUACUGUUCAACGAUCAAGUUUGCGGCGUGAGACUCAAGCAUUGGGACCUGGUUCCAAUCCAAGCAUACGAACCCUGCCAGAAUUGUGUUGUAGCGGGUUUGGUGUGCGAAUAUGGGAAUCGUAAAACGACUCGCUGCUGCAGGGAGUGUCGUCUUCAAAAGAUGAUGUGUCAAAAAUUGCCCCUGGAUGAUCCCAGCGAUGAUGAGAACGAAAUGGAAAACGGGGAUGUCGAAACGAGUACUGGGACUGGAGAACGAUCGUCGCCUACGGCAGACAAAGUAACCAGCCCAUCCUCGCAAACUUUGUUGUCUAGGAAUAGACGAGGCAGGAGGCCGAUCGCUCACACUACAUUCUUGAACAUCUACGGUUCAGGCUGCGAACCCAGUGAAAAAAAUCAGUGGUUCAAGGAGAUGUUCGAUGCAUACACAGAACUGACUCCGAAGCAACAAGAAGAUGUUGCCAAUAUCUGUGGAAAGCAUGACAGAAAGAAAUGGGUGCAAGUUUUAGCAGGGAUCAUACACGUCAACAUUCGAGCGAGGGAGGAGCGGCCACUGGAGGGAACCACUGUCCUCAACGCAGAUAUCUCUAGCUGGGAUAUUCACCCUACCUACAAUGAGAUUGCAAAGGCUGUGCAGCUGAUGGAAUUAGUUGCGAAUGUGCCAGUCUGAAGGUAAAUCGUUUGGGAUGCAGGGAAUGCCUCAUCUUAGGCCGGGAGUGUGUGGACUUUCACAGACCGGAGCCAACCGCGCGUUUGCAUAGACGAACGCGAAAAAGUCACGACGAAAAAGAAACUCCUGCGACUGAGGAACAGUCUGUACCAAAGAGAUUCACGGCACGUCUUCGGUCUGCAAAGAAUCAUAUCGAUGAAGUCAAGACAAUACCAUCUUCGAAACCCCA
Messenger RNA from Guyanagaster necrorhizus, 1427 nucleotides. RefSeq lists its product as uncharacterized. The record is from RefSeq and is a predicted model, not a curated record. Lineage: Eukaryota; Fungi; Basidiomycota; Agaricomycetes; Agaricales; Physalacriaceae. The coding region runs from base 59 to 1198 and encodes 379 amino acids. The transcript is spliced from 6 exons.